AUGCAUAACCUGGAUGAGCAGGUUACGCCUACUCAGGCAUCCGUAGAUGGCAAUGCGCGUUCAUUUGACAUGCCGCGUUCUAGCAGGCUGAGGGAGGAACUUUGUUUUCAAGCAAGUGAAAUGCCCACGUCGCACAUCAUGGCAUUGGACCAGCUAAUUCAGUACCAAUGUGCCCACUUGGAGAAGCAACUUGUUGCUUUGAAGGUGAAGCGUGAGUUGUUGCACCAGGGGAAAACAGUUUUUGUUUCCCUAAAUGAGCUCGUCAGUGAGGAGUGUCUGGAGGCAGCAGAAGAUUUGUUAAGUUCCGUGUCAGCAGGUCCUUCCAUUGAGGCACCUGCGGCUCAGCCUUAUACUUUAUCGCGAUCUCGAACGGUUGGCGAUGAGAUCUCUCAUAUAAUUGAUUCUAUCAAUACGCGCAAGGCUAACGAGGAAGAGAGCGAUGGUUUAAUGCGCCGCGUGCAAUUUACAGCUAUAGAUACGGAUUCUACCGUAUGCACGCAGGCACCACGGCGGUCUGUGACUUUGCCUGAAGGUCGAUCUUCAGGUCCUAUUGGCGAUGUGUCUGAUGAAGAUGCGAUUUCAUCCGACAGUGAAUCCGAGGAACCGUUGGAGUCUGGUCCCACCGGUUCUGCGGUCGAGGCUGAAGAGGAUACUCAGGAGCUGGAAUACGGUGAUGCUACGAACCGUGUUGCUGUAGUAGGGUGUGAUUGGGACAACAUUAGUGCCUCUGAUCUCUUCGUGUUAUUCGAGACAAUGUAUCGAUCACUCACGUCUAACCACACCGGUUGUGUGAAAAGGGCAGCAGUCUAUCUGUCCGACUUCGGUAAAGAGCGUUUGGAACAGGAGAGCUUGCAUGGACCUUCGAUUGGUGUCCCUGAUGAUGUGCGCGAGGAAGAGCUUGACGAAGAAACUCGUCAGGAAGCUUUACGGAAGUAUCAGAAGGACCGUUCUCGAUAUUAUUAUGGCAUUGUAGAGUUUGAAACUACCGAUCAGGCUAAGUUGUUGUACGACGAGAUGGACGGUGUUGAAGCCUAUUUCGCUUUCGCCAGUCUCGACUUGCGAUUCGUACCAGGUGAUAUUGUUUUCGAUCGUGAUCCUACAUCCGAGUGUUUCGAGAUGCCAAUCAACUACGAGCCACCGAUGGAGAGCACUUCUGCGUUCCGUCACUCCAGGGUUGAAUGCAAGUGGGAUUUGCCUUCCACUAAGCGUUUUAAGACUUUAACAAAGAGAUUCAAAGAGCAGGACAUUGAGUCUCUUGACGUUAAGGAAUAUCUUGCAUCUGAAGACGACGACGAUGUGAACGUUGAGGAGUAUAAAUCGAUAUUGCUGGACAAAUCUGACACUUCUACCUCGGUUAUAUCUAUAGACGGCAACAUUGGCGCCAAGAUUGGUAAAUACAGUAUAUCCUUUGGGGCAUUUCAGGAUAUGCCUGACUUGGAUGAGCCUAAGAUGUCUACAUUACAAGAGGAUAUUAAAGGGCGUAAAUCGUCAUCUGGCAAGCGUAAAUCUAAGCGUGCCCGUAAAAGUGUGGAUGAAGAGCUGGAUGACGUUCGUGACUUCGACGCUCGUCUCUCACAAGAGCAGCAACCAGGUUUCGAUGGUAAAUUGGAUGACAGUCGUUUCAAGCGCGUGUUACAUGACCCUGAUUUCGCCAUUGAUACUCGGCACCCUAAAUAUCGCGUACAACACAGAUUUCAACAAGAAUCUUCUAAGACGGAAGGCGGAAUUAAAGCGUUGAGAACAAUGUUAAAUAUAGAUAUUGGUUUGUUGCGUCGUUUUCUUUUGGCGGGCGCUAGCGCCGAUGCCGCCGCCGAGCUUUUACGUAGCGUCACAGUGGACGAGAUUGUGCUGAAUUUGUCCCAACUAGGUGACGAGAGUUUCCCUAGUAGCUGCGAUGAGGACUGUUCUUUGGCCGAAACGACCGACGAUCGAUACCCUGGCACUAUAUUGGUGCGUGUUUUGGACGACCUUUUGGAUGUUGAAAGGCUUGGUUCGCUUUUCCACAACCCUCAGAUAAUGGAUUUGCUUUCCGCACGCCUUCUCACCGGUUCCUUUCCAGUCAGGCUGUUGUUCGUUCAGAAAUGCAAGCUCUACUUUUCAAAAAACGGUAAAUCAAACGACAAGCUGACAGAAGUACUGUGGCGUCUAUUAUUUGAUAGUGAGUAUCGAAUUUUCGAAUCAGCAUCCCAGGCGCUAUGUUUGAUCGUGGAGCGUGAUCCCCACCUUUUGACCCCGUUGCGUUUGGAGGAGCUCGCUACCACUGUGAAGGUGGGCGAUUCCGACGGUAUCCUUGGCGUCCGCGUCAUCGAGUUUUGCGCAUCUCUAGGUAGCACAUCUCCUGUCGCAUUUAAGGCACUCCUGGGUGCUGGGCUAUACGACGCUAUGUUCAACAUGUACAUGACGGCAGACUGUUUGGUAAAGCUCAACUGUCUGGAGAUUAUGGAGCGUAUGCCCACGUUUGUAUACCGCUUACAGGAGUCGUCCGCUAUUCCGCGUGAGUUUAUCACGCACGCGUUGUCCACAGCGUCAUCCGAUGGGCAUCACAGCGGUGACGAUUUGAUCGCACCGUUUCUAUUUAAAUUUCUCCUAUUCCUGCUUCGUCAGAAAGCGUCUCUCACUACCGAAGACAGUGCCAGGUUCGGUGUUGUGGUCUCUCGGGUUAUCAUGCAAGGUACUCCACGGACUAUUUCGCCGAUAUUUUUGUCGGCGCUUGAAUGCUUCGGACCCCUUUAUCUCUUGGGCCACAUAUCACCGGACGUAUGCCACAAGAUCGAGGAGAUGUUGUCUGGUACAGCGCAAGAGAGCGUGCUCCUGUCCGUGGUGGCAUCACUUUCGCGUAUGGGUGAUGAACCUCUUGGCCCAGAACACUUUUCAGUUUUUCAUGCCUUGACACGGCGCGUAGUGACGGCACUACCUCGCUUCCCAUUAUCUGAAGUGCGUGAGUCAGUGUACACAUUUUUAACCAAGGCGGUACGCUUUGACGGUAUAUUGCGCUGCAUACUAGAGGAAGAGUCCAAGACGCACCUUUUCAGCAGCGAGGAGAAUCUGUACUCCACGACCGUUGCAAAGAAACAGCUGGUAAAACUUGUUCUCCAGCUGGUAGAGGACUCUAACGUCGAAAGCGAUUACCCUCUUCGCUCGCAAUGCAUCAACGCCCUGCGUCGUUACGCUUGCAGCUGA
Babesia sp. Xinjiang is the source of this 3180-nucleotide messenger RNA. Its product is annotated as Pre-rRNA-processing protein ESF1. The transcript has 15 exons. NCBI's taxonomy places the organism in Eukaryota, Apicomplexa, Aconoidasida, Piroplasmida, Babesiidae. Gene Ontology annotation, molecular function: RNA binding. Bases 1 to 3180 code for a protein of 1059 amino acids. Gene Ontology annotation, cellular component: nucleus. Gene Ontology annotation, biological process: rRNA processing. The record is from RefSeq and is a predicted model, not a curated record.